This is a messenger RNA of Prorocentrum cordatum, 7695 nucleotides long. Lineage: Eukaryota; Dinophyceae; Prorocentrales; Prorocentraceae. The record is from the annotation of a GenBank genome assembly.
AUGACGAGGGCCCGGCGCCUCGGCGGCGAGUCGAGGCACCUGGAGCGCAGCCCGUACCUGCUGAGCCACGCGGGCGGCGCGUGCAGCAGGUGGGCGUCGACGAUGAGGUCGACCUACGCGGGGGGCAGCACGGUGCCAAAAGGCUACGCGGGAAGCGUGCGCCGCGCAGCCAGCGCCUCUCCGGCCAAGGCGCGAGGGCCGCCCAGCCAGCUUCACAUGGUCGGGAUGGCCUUCCCCGUCCGGGACGAGCUGGAGCAGGGCAAGAAGCGGAUGGCCGCCGUGCCGUGGGCUGCCGGCCCGGACGCCGCCGCGGAGGCGGCGCCCGCGGCUGCCGCGGCGGCUCCCGCGGCGGCGCCCGCGGCGGCCCUUCAGGCGGCCCACGCGGCGGCAUCCGCGCCGGGCGCGCCGGGCGCAGAGGAGCCACGCCCGGAGGCGCACCUCGCAGCCCUGCGCUCCGUGCUCCGCGGGCGCGGCGCUGGGGCGUUUGCGGGCCUCGGGCGCCGGCUGCGAGCCGCGGGCGGGCCCGGCGGCGGGGUGACGCGGGGCGGCUUCGAGCAGGCGUGCCUCGAGGAGGACCUGGGCAUCCCCCAGGCGGCCGCGGGCUCCGUGUGGUCUCACCUGGGAGGGGAGGCCGGCCGCGGCGAGCUCAUGCGCGCCCUGUGCGGGCCCAUGAGCGCGCGCCGCCAGGUGGCCGUGGAGGCGGCCUUUGCGGCACUCGACGCGGAGCGGCAAGGCUCUGUGGAUGCCGGCGAGCUGUUGCUGCGGUACAACGCUGCCGCGCUGCCGGAGGUGAAAUGCGGGGAGGUCGACGCCGUGGACGCGCUGAAGCGCUUCGCCCUCGGCAUCGAUGUCGGCGGCCUGCGCGGCGGCCGCGCCGAGCUCGCGGACUUCCUCUGCUAUUACGGGGCCGUGAGCGCCUGCACGGACAGCGACGAGCAGUUCGACGCGGUCCUCAGCUCGGCCUGGCAGCCCGCCGCCGCGGGCGGCGCGGGCACCUUCGUUCAGCAGCACGUGGAGGUCCACGUGCACGUCGCGAGCGGCGCGGACGCCGCACAGGCCGGGCGCGCCGCGGCUGAGGCAGCCGCUGCUGUGCUGGGCGGGACCCCUUGCGGGGCCGGCGCGUCGCCGGCCAAGCAGGCGCCCGAGGUUGGCGCAGCGGCGCGCCGCGGACGGGCUGGUGGCAGCCAGGCUCCGGCGCGCGCCCCGCGCCCUGAGGGCUGGGCCUACGCUGUGUGGCGGCACCCCUUGCGGCCGGAGCUGCGGGGCGUGCACUGCGGCGGCGGCGCGGCCUGGCGGGAGCUGGCGGCGACGCUGCCUGGCGGGCGCUACACGUUCUCGUCGGGCGUGCGGCUGCGGCGGUACGCCAGCGAGCCGGCGGCCGUGGCUGGCUACGAGGCGGAGGCGGCGAAGCACGAGGCGCCGCUGCCCGCGCCGCUGUUCGACGUGCUGGCCCCGCGGCUCGUCGACGUCUCGGUGGUGCACCGAGGGUUGAGCGCGGACGGCGCGGGGGUCGCGGUGCCGAUCGUGCCGAUCCGCAAGGCGGGCUCCGUGCUCACCAUCGCGAUCCCCGCGGACGUGUGCCCGUGGCUGAGCCCCCACUUCGCCGCGCUGGGCGACCCCGUGCACUUCCUCCCGGCGGUCGACGGCCAGAUGGCGACGGUGGCGUUCGUGAGGGUCAGCUCGGAGGGCGGUGCUUGGAUGGAGCCCGCCACGGGCAGCGGGCACUGGGCUGGCGACGGACGCUGGCCUGCGGCUCGGGCGCUGGUUUCCCUUGCAGCGUCUCUGCCUGCGGCGGUGGCGGACGACGACAUCAACCCAGAGCGGGGCUACUCCAGCGCUCUGGUCCCCGCCCCGCACGCGCUCAGCCCAGAGGACCUCGACGCGGUGCUGGGCGGCGCGCUGGGGUUCGGGCCCUGGCGCGGGCCAUUGCGCUUGCGCUGGCCGCCGCCGAGGCCCGAGCCUGGAGGCGAGGACCAGAUCGUGGGGCCCGACGGUCAAGGGCUGCCGGGCAUCGUGACCCCGCCCAACGGGGGCGCCGCUGCUGCAGCGUCCGCGCCUUGGGAGCCGUUGCCCCCGCCCGAGCCUCCCGCCCGCGCUGGUGGCGCCGCCAGAGCCGCUCGCCUGCAGGACUCGGCUGCUGCCGCUGCUCGGGCUGUGACGCCCCAGGCCAAGGUCGCAGCCUUGGCCGCUGGCCGCGCGCGAGCUGCGCGGGGGCGCGCUGGCCCCGCCAGCAGCGCCGAGGAGGAGGACAGCGCCGCCGAGAGCCGCCGCGGCCCCGCGCGGCCCCGCCCGCCCGCGGCCUCGGGCCGUGCGACGGUCGCUUCGCUGGCUGCCGUGCUGGAGCGCCUGGAGGCUUCGAAUCAGGACGCGCUGAGGCGCAUGGCGCUGCUGGAGACGGUGGGGCGCCCGCCGGCUGGAGGCGCGGGGCCUGUGGGCGCCGCGGAGCCCGCGCUGGGCGAGGCCGCGCCCGCCCUGCCCGCAGCCGCCCCCUUGCAUCCGCAGGUGCUCGGACCGGCGCGAGGCGCCGCGGCGGAGCAGGCGGCGGUGCAGUGGGCGCUGCAGGCCGCAGUCGCGCCGCCUCUGGCUCGCUUCGGGCAGCCUGUAGGCUUGGCGAGCCCGCUGCCGGUCGGCGCCGUGCCCGCUGCCGCAGGCGCGGCUGCGCGAGGCCCCCACGCUGGGGCGGCUGCAGGGCGUGCCAGCGAGAUGCCUCUAAACGCGGUGCAGGUUGCCCAGGCCCGCGCCUCCUACGCUCGUGCCCACGGCGUGCCGCUCGCCGACGUCGCCGAGGGCGAGGUGCGCAGGUCGGCGGAGGGCAUCUUUGCGUGGUGCCAGGCCGGGGCCGGCGUGCCCGCCGCUGGGCGCGUUGACGCGGUGGCCGCAGCCCCGCCGCCGCCGGCAGGAGCUUCGCCGGCCGAGCUAGCCGCCCAUUGGGCUGCCGUGGCCGAGCUGCAGCGGAUGCCUGCUGGCGCCGUGCCCGACGCGCUGGCCGGGCUAUGGCAGCCGGGCCUCGACGAUGGGUCCGCCGCUGCUGGCAAGAUGCCAGGGCCCCGCGGCGCUGCCAGCAUGGAGAUGCUGCGGCGCGAUCUGCAAGCGCGUCCCGCGGCGUGGUCAGCCAUGAACAAGAGGAACGCGGAGGUGGCGCUGGCUGGCACUUCGGACGACCCCGACCCGCGCGUGCGCAGCCUGGUGGAGUUCGUGGUCAGGACGGGCACGAUCAACCGCGGCAACAGGACGGCGGCCUACCUAGGCUUCGGGAUCGCGCGGGUCGCGGACCUGUUGGCGCGAGGCCAGCUCGAGGCGGCGGAGGCGGUCAUCCUGCUGCUGCUGACGGCGCUGGAGCAGGCGCAGAGGGACAACGGGCGCUGGCAGCUGGCCUGGCUCCUCACUCACCUGCCCGAGCCGCCGUGGUCUCAGAUGACGACGGGCUCCAGCGGCUCGGUGGACAGCCUGCGACCCUUCGGCCACCUGGCCGAGCCGACGUGGGCCACGGCAGCGAUGGCCUACACCAAGGGCGCAGCCUCCCUGGCCGAGAUCAGGAAGAAGUUCAACGACGACCGCGGCGGCGGCAAGAAGGCUGGUUUGCCGCGGGUGCAGAUCGGCAUGGUGCGCCGCGUGCUGCAGGCCAGGACCAGUCUGGCCUACUACUUGUAUUCGUGCAUGCAUUUCUCCGGCACGCCGUCGGACUCCCCGGCGCGUACCUGCUUGAAGUUGUUCCCGAUGGCGCCGCCCUACUCGUGGACCAUCGGCGCCCCUCCGUACUCCAGCCCGCGCUGCAGGGGCCGCUGGAAGAAGGCGCAGGUGGCCAAGCUGCAGGUGAACCUGAUAGUGGUCGCGUGCUCCUUCCUGGCGCUCGGCUCGCGGCGGCGGUGCCCGGACGCUUACAGGGCGGGGAUGGGCUUGAGUGAAGUGCAGCGAGAGCGGCUCCCGCACCUCCUCGCCCUUGCCAAGCAGCGGGGCCGCGCGCCCUACCACAUGAGCGGCCGCGGCAAGAUGAAGCUGCAGUCGCUCCUCGAAUUCGGUAUGCAACUGCGUGGAGCCGCACCCGAGCAGCAGGUGCGCGCUCCACCCCCUCUCGCGGUGGCGGCGCCCUUCGUGGCCAGCCGCGCGACCUUCUGCAAGCAGGAGGCCCGCUUCGACCCUCUGUACCACCUGCCCGUUUUCGAGGCGGCGGCGUACCUGGACCCGUCUGGGAGCAUGAAUCAGAUCGUGGAGUUCGCUUCGGAUUCGGAUCGCUCCCACAAGCUGUAUUUGGCGAGACCAGACGAGGUGGACAUGGGCCAGGCCUGUAAGCUCAUCCCGGUCUACCGUGAUCAGCACCGAGAUCGUAUAGCGUGGGAUCGCAGGAUACGGAACGCGGCCGAGCACGCGCUGCAGUCGGGCAGCCAGCGCCUGGUCUCUGGGCACGCGCUGAGCGACUACGAGCUGAACGAGGGCUUCGUGCCCGUGCUGUUCGCGGAGGACGUGGCCGACUUCAACCCCGCCUUCGACUCUACGCCGGCCAAGGCGUGCGCGGCGCGCCGCGCCGAGCUGGGGGAGCACUGCGUGGCGUGCGUGGCCAGCCUGCUCAUGGGGGACCUGAGCGCCAUCGACUUCGCCCAGGGCGCUCACGAGGCCGUGCUGCAGGCGGGGGGCUCGCUGGCGGACGCGGUGCGGGUGCAGCGCCAUCGGCAUUUCCCGAGGGGCGCGCGCGCGGAGCUGCUGCAGAUCGACGACCGCAUCGGCCUGGGGCAGCGGGCGCGGGGCUCUCGGCAGCUGCCGCGCGAGCUGGUGCAGUCCUUCGCUGGAGCCCGCGAGCAGUGCGCGCAGGUGGGGCUGAGGGCCGCGGACGACAAGCGCGUGGCAGGCGCCUCCGCGGGCUUCGCGCUGGAAGCGGAGGUGCUGUCCUCGGGGCAUAUCGGCGCUGAACGUCUGCGGCGUGCUGGCCUGGCGCUGCUAUCCUCUGGCAUUGCGGCGCACGGCCUCGCGACGGGCGCCCUGCUCAGGAGGGCGGUGGCCAGCUGGGUGCAUGUCGUGGGCUUUCGGCGGCCCGCUAUGUGCCUGCUGGACGAGGUGUUCCGCGCGCUGCCGGCGGUGCCGCUUGACGACGACGUCUUCGAGCUGAACGCGGGCGCGCGGCAGGAGCUGAUGCUGUUGCCCAUGCUGGCGCCCACGCUGGUCACCAAUCUCAAGGCGAAGGUCGCGAGCAGGGUGAUGCACAGCGACGCCUCGCACCACUUCAUGGCUGCCGUCGAGGCCGACGUCGCCCAGACGGUGGUUCGCGAGAUCUGGCGGCACAGGGACCAGCGCGGGUGGCACACGCAGCUCACCAUGAAGGAGGUGGCCUACAUCCGCGCGCACAAGCGACUGGAGGAUCGAGCCUGGCUGCAGGACGUAGACGAGGAGCUGCGGCCUGGGGCUAAGGUGCCGCGCUGGCAUCUGCUCGAGGUGUUCGACGUGCUGGAGGUCUGCAGCGGGCGCGAUGCCCCAUGGUCCUCGGCACAUGCGGCCGCCGGGCUGCGAGUGGGGCCCAGGAUCGACCCCGAGACGCAUCCGCUUUGGGACCUGCGCUCCGUCCGCAUCGUGGAGUGGAUCCUCUUCCUGAUCAUCAACGGCCGGGUCGCCUACGUGCACUGCGCCCCGCCGUGCGCCACGUUUUCGUUGGCGCGGCAGCCGCGGUUGCGCUCGCGAGCCCAGCCGCUGGGCCUGGAUCCUACUGAUCCUGCGACGCGCCUGGGUACCGUCCUGCUCUACAGGGUGCUCCUCAUCCUGUGGACCGCGCUCAAGUGCGACAGGCUCGGGUCCAUGGAGCAUCCCGCUGGCGCUUAUUCGUGGUGCGUGCCGGCGCUGCGGUCGCUGCUCGCCAAACCCGGCUGCGGCUCACUGGACUUUGCGGCCUGUGCCUUCGGCGCGCCGUACCAGAAGCCGACGCGGCUAGGUCUGGUGAGCGGCGGCUUCCUGCAGCCGCUGUCCCGCCCCUGCGUGCAUGGGCGCCGCGCUCGUAGCCGCCCGCUGGUCGGUGCGGCGCGCGCGGCGCCGGCGGCCGCCUACACGGCCGAGCUGUGCGCCAUCUGGGCCGAGCUGACGCGGGCGCAUCUGGCAGCCAGGGCUCCGCUGGGAGGACCCGAGCAGGCGCCGGCCGCGGCUGGCGGGCGACUGGAGCAGCCGUUCGUCAACGACCUGAUCCGCUGCUGCCGCUGGCGCGCUUCCACUUGUGACCCCUGUCCGCCGGCGACGCACAUCAACCGCCUGGAGGUGCGCGCCCACCUGAGAGCGAGGGCGAAGGCGGCGCGGCAGCAGCCUGGGACCCGACAGCCGUUCCUGCUGGACUCGACCGUGGCGCCGGGUGCCUGCUCGAAGGGUAGGUCGGCGUCGCACGCGCUCAACGACGACCUGAAGGUGGGCCUGCCCGAUGUGCUUGGGUUCGACGUGUACCCGGGGUGCGUCGCCCCGCCGUCGGCCACGCCGCCCGCUUGGUGGCGCUCGGCUGUAGCUGGCGACUUGCGGAGCCUCGACCAGUGGACGCGCGUGCCUCGCCAGCGGCGCGCCGAGUCGGAGUGGCGUCGCAUGACGUUCAAGCUGCUCUUGUGGACGCAGAAGGACUUCGACAGCACGCUCGGCUACCCUGGCGAGGGCCCUGCCAGCGUGGCUUCAGGCGGAUGCAGGCUGAUCGCCGUGGUCUGGAUCAGCGUGAUGAUGAUGACGAGUGGCGCUCGCGUUGCAGGCGAGCCGCCCGACCCUCGGCCCGCGGUCGACCUCCGCCUGCGGCCGCAGACGGGCGCCAAGACGGCACAGAUGAGGCGCCUGCUGCUGAAACAGUUCGAGACGUGGCUCCUGGCGCUGGACGGCGGCUGCUCGGUGGCGGAGCUGGUGGUGCAGCUGCCGCGGGUGGUCUCCAACAUCGUCGCCUCGUACGGCCAGGUGCAUUACUCGCGUGGCAGGAGUUUGAAGCACUACACGAAGACCAUCAACAACGCGAUCGUGGACGUGGAGAGGUCAUUGCGCCGACACUUGGGCGCGGCGUGGGAUGUGUCGCAGGCGUGGCAGUACGCCGUGCCGACGCGCCAUCGCUUCCCCACGCCGCUGCCGGUGUUGCGCGCGCUGGUGGCCUUGGCACUCAGCUGGAGGUGGAUCGACAUGGCCGUCCUCGUCUUCUUGGCCUUCACGUGCAUGCUGCGGCCUGGCGAGGCCCACGGUCUGACCUACUCGGACAUCUUGUUGCCGUCCCAGCUGAUGGCUGACAACGAGGUGUGCUACGUCAAGGUGCGCGAGCCCAAGGCCCGCUGGGCGGUGGCUCGCAUGGAGCACGCCAGGUGCGACGAGGUGGCGUUGGUCAGGCUGCUGGAGGUGCUGGCGGCAGGGCAGCCGCCUGGAAAGAAGAUCUUCAGCGGCUCCUACCAGCAGUUCCGGCGGUGCCACGACGCGCUGGUGCAUUUCUUCGGCGUCGCGGCCACGGAGGCGCAUGGCCUGACGCCAGCAUCGCAUCGUGGCGGCGGUGCCACGUUCUUUUUCCAGCAGUCCGAGGACCUGCCGCGCACCCAGUGGAGGGGCAGGUGGAGGCAGCUCAAGUCCAUGGAGAUCUACAUCCAGGAGGUGGCGGCGGUGGCGUUCGUGCCGGACCUGUCGCAGGCCUCGCGAGAGCUCGUGGGGAGCUUCGCCGCUGCGCUGCCAGGCCUGCUCGCACGGGCCGUGGCCUCUCCCGUGCGUGGCAAAAACUGA